This is a messenger RNA of Meloidogyne enterolobii, 357 nucleotides long. NCBI's taxonomy places the organism in Eukaryota, Metazoa, Nematoda, Chromadorea, Rhabditida, Meloidogynidae. The record is from the annotation of a GenBank genome assembly.
AUGAGUGCUUCUAAAAUGCAUAAAGACAAAGGCUUUGGCAAGCGAUCGAGAUAUAACACUUCGCUUAUUGCUCGUUUUCGAACCAAACGUCAAUUGGAAGCGUGGACGGAAGAGCGACGACAGCAGGGACUUGUGUGGAGGUUCAACACUCGAUAUGAUUCAAAAGUUGGGCUAACAGAGUAUUGGCAUUGUGCGCAUAAAGAAGAUGGCCUCUACAUAUGCCCGGCUCGUAUGAAAAUUCUCUUCAACAGUAUCCAUGGCAUUUUCGUCUUUUCAUCGAGUAAUCGUCAACACAAUCAUGACUCGCUGCCUCCACCUGUUAGUUGCCUUAGCAUUGAAAAAAAUUAUUUUGCCUAA